Molecule: messenger RNA, 5425 nt
Organism: Copidosoma floridanum
Lineage: Eukaryota; Metazoa; Arthropoda; Insecta; Hymenoptera; Encyrtidae
Gene: clu
Product: clustered mitochondria protein homolog
Biological process (GO): organelle organization; intracellular distribution of mitochondria
Cellular component (GO): cytoplasm
Molecular function (GO): mRNA binding; protein binding
Source: RefSeq, a predicted model, not a curated record
UUGCAAGCACGUGGUGUGCUGCUCUCUCUCUCUCAGUCUACUCUGUCUCUCUUAUAUUUGUCUAAGUCUAAAAAGUUGCAUUUGUAUGACAUAUAAUCAUACAACAUUAUAAAAUAAAAAGUUGAACAUUUGAUUGCGUGACUCGCGAGCACUUUGUCGAUUGAAUGGUUAAAAAACCGGUUGGUACUUUUGUAUAAAUAACAAUAAUAAUACUUAAUAAUCAAAUAGUCACGAGUCACGAGACAAGUAAAACAGAAGAGCGAGAGAGAGGGGUAUGCGCAAUACGGCUACCGGGCUACGGCAAGUGUUUAUAGUGUGUUGAAAAGUUGAGAAAAAAACAAAGGACGACGAGGAAAAGAGAGAAUAUAGGUGUAAAGAGAAACAAGCUCUGGGAGUAAAGAAGUUUUACAUACUACAUUAAUAAAAUUGGUGUAGACGUUCAUUCGGAGUUUCGGAGCACAGCUAGCGCAUAGAUAGAGAAAGAGAGGACAGAGAGGAGCAAGCGAGCAAGAUAGAAGAGCAAAAGUAGCAGCAGUCGACCGCCGCGCACUGGUUACGUAUUAAUGUGAAAAGAGAGUCGAGGGGCGCGUGUUCGCAUCGAGGAAGAUAGAAAAAAAAUUAAACCGAGUGUGCCGCAAGUAAAGAGGUAUAAAAACUUUUUGGAGCAGCAAAGAUAAUUGUUGUGAAAGCAAAACACAGUUUGGAGGGAGACUGUUAAAGACCGUGAAGAAGCUCGAGAAAGGCAUGGCACUGGGCUCUCAGGUCGAGACCCCGCGGGAAGCCACGGGCAGCAGCGCCAAGCCCCAACAACCCCCCCAGGUCAAUGGCACGAGCACCGCUGCUGACACAAGCUCGGACACAAGCACCACCAGCGAUGCUGCACAACCCGUGCCAGUGGAAAAGCAAAACGGCGAGAAGAGCGCCAGCAGCAACGACAACAGUAACAACAAUUACAACAAAAACAACAACUCGGUGGAAAAUGUCCUCGAGAAGGGCGAAGUCGAAGCUACCAAGGAAGGCGAGAAGGAGAAAAAAAAGCACAAACAGAACAAAGUCGCCGAGGACGAGGACGAUGACGUCGACGGUGAUAACAACGUCAGCACCAAAGGUAAAAAUGAAAAGGUGAGCGAGAGCGACAAGGACAAGGAGGCUUCCAACGAGCAGGAGGUCGUGUUUAUCCAGGACAUGGGCUUCACCGUUAAAAUCGUCAGUCCGGGUGCCGAACCCUUCGACAUCCAGGUGUCGAGCAUGGAGCUCGUCCAGGAGAUUCACCAGUUGCUGAUGGACCGGGAGGACACGUGUCACCGUACCUGCUUCUCGCUCCAGUUAGACGGCAAUACGCUCGACAAUUUCGCCGAGUUGAAGAACAUCGAGGGCCUGAAGGAGGGCUCGAUCAUAAGAGUGGUCGAGGAGCCGUAUACGAUGCGGGAGGCACGGAUCCACGUGAGGCACGUGCGCGAUCUUCUCAAGUCAGUCGACCCGGCCGACGCGUACAACGGGGUAGAGUGCAGUAGCCUGUCCUUUCUGAACGUCGUCACUAACGGGGACAUAUUGGAGAAGAAAAAGUCGCGGGCCGAUUCGGUAGACUGCACGCCGCCCGACUACAUAAUACCCGGCUGCAGGGAACGGCCCCUGCUGCCCCUCCAGCCCCAGGCUAAGGAGCAAAAGUGCCCCCCGUGCAUCAAGGUGCUCACUACUUCGGGCUGGAAUCCCCCGCCGGGCUAUCGCAAGCUUCACGGUGAUCUCAUGUACCUGCACGUCGUCACGCUCGAGGACAAGCACUACUACCUGACGGCUUGCGCGCGCGGCUUCUUUGUCAACCAGUCGAGCAAAGAGACCUUUAGUCCCAAGCCCACGGCACCAAGUCACCUCUGUCACAGUCUGAUCGAGCUGCUCAAUCAGCUGAGUCCGGCCUUCAAGCGCGGAUUUGCUGCCAUGCAGAGGCGCCGCACGCAGAGGCAUCCCUUCGAGCGCGUCGCCACGCCUUAUCAGCUCUACGCUUGGAGCGCGCCCCAGUGCGAGCAUACCAUUGACGCCAUACGAGCCGAAGACACUUUUUCCUCAAAGUUGGGCUACGAGGAGCACAUUCCCGGCCAGACCAGGGACUGGAACGAGGAACUCCAGACGACGAGGGAGUUGCCAAGGAAAAAUUUGCCGGAGCGCCUGCUGAGGGAACGAGCUAUAUUCAAGGUGCACAGUGACUUUGUGGCAGCGGCUACGCGAGGUGCAGUGGCUGUGAUCGACGGCAACGUUAUGGCCAUCAAUCCGGGCGAGGAGCCGAAAAUGCAGAUGUUCAUUUGGAACAAUAUUUUCUUUUCGCUCGGUUUUGAUGUUCGUGACCACUACAAAGAGCUCGGCGGAGAUGCCGCGGCCUUUGUCGCGCCGCGCAACGAUUUGCAGGGCGUCAGAGUGUACGCCGCCGUCGAUCUUCCGGGCCUCUACACACUUGGCACUGUUGUUAUAGAUUACAGGGGGUAUCGCGUCACUGCACAAUCAAUUAUCCCAGGAAUUUUGGAACGUGAACAGGAGCAAUCCGUUGUUUACGGUUCCAUAGAUUUUGGAAAGUCUGUCCUUACUCAUCCGAAAUACCUUGAAUUGCUCAAUAAAGCCGGCCAGCAACUUAAAAUUCUUCCGCACAAAGUUAUCAACGACGCUGGCGAAGAAAUCGAACUAUGCAGCAGCGUGGAAUGCAAGGGCAUUAUCGGCAACGACUCUCGUCAUUAUGUUUUGGACUUGUUGCGAACGUUUCCACCAGACGUUAAUUUUUUAAAAUUGGAAGGCGUUGAGUUGAGCAAGGAAGCCCGAGCUUUAGGUUUUCCCGUUGAACACAAGCACAAACUCGCCUGUCUACGCCAAGAACUGAUUGAUUCGUUCGUAGAAACGAGAUACGUACAGUUUAUCCAGCACGCCGCGGUACACUUGCAACAGCUUACAUCAGCAAAGCGAGUCCAAAAAGAAAAGGAGAACAGCGCUAAAGAAGAGAAAAAAGAGGAGCAAAGCGUUGCAAUUGUCGAUAGCAAUAAAGAGAACUCGGUGCAAUCGUCGAUUGAAGCUGACGAAGCGAAAAAAAUCGUCGAAAGCAUUACCGAUUCCAUAACAGGAGGAGAGAAACAAGAAUUAGAAGAUAGUACAAAGGAAAUAGUACGCAAAGCAGCCGCUGCCGUCGGUAGCUUGCGCGAGACGGAAUUCGAUGUGAAAUUUAAUCCAGAUGUUUUUUCACCGGGUGUACGCCAUCCGGAUCCCAGUGGACCAGCUUUGAAGAAACAAAAACAGCUCGUCAUAGACGCAGCAGACUUUUUACUUACCGUCCAACUGCCGACUUUUAUACGCGAAUGUUUGGACCACACACCAGCUGCCAUGGAUGGCACAACCUUAGUAGAAUCCCUACAUGGCAGAGGCAUUAAUGUUCGAUAUCUCGGUAAGCUAGCUGCUAUGCUAGCUGCAGUUCCUCAUUUACAAUAUCUUCAUCGUAUAGCUGUUUCUGAGUUAAUACUUAGAUCAGUUAAGCACAUUUUCACAUCCUACAUGCAGGGUACCGAACUCAUGAGUCAAUCUGCAGCCAUCAGUCACUUUUUAAACUGUUUCUUAUCAUCGGCACAAGUCAUCCAUCCACAACAAAAUCUCGAAGAGUUACAAAGCAAAACAGCCAAGCGUCGCAACAAGAGGAAGGGCAGGAAUAACGGCCCUACUCAGUCCGAAGUAGAAUGGGCAUCUCUGACAUCCAAGUCGCUCUGGCAGCAAACGAAGGCUGAUUUAAAGAGCUAUUAUGACUGGGAGUGCCCUACACCCGAGUCUGUGGAUGUGGCAAUUGAACACUUCAAAUUACAAAAGAUCUCGUUACUUCGAGCUUUCUGCGUCAAAACAGGUAUUCAAAUCCUGCUAAGAGAGUACAAUUUCGAGAAUAGAAACCGAGCUACUUUCUUUGAAGAGGAUAUUCUCAACAUCUUCCCAGUUGUCAAACACAUCAAUCCUAGGGCUAGCGAUGCUUACAACUUCUACACAACCGGCCAAAACAAAAUUCAGCAAGGUUACUUGAAGGACGGUUACGAGCUAAUCAACGAGGCCCUAAACUUGCUAAACAACGUUUACGGGGCCAUGCAUCCUGAAAUCGCACAGUGUCUUAGAAUGCUAGCCAGACUGAACUACAUUAUGGGCGAUCACGCGGAAGCUCUUGCGACCCAACAGAAAGCCGUCCUCAUGUCAGAACGAGUCAACGGCAUCGAUCAUCCUUACACGAUAACUGAAUAUAUUCACAUGGCCUUAUAUUCAUUUGCCAACGGUCAGGUUUCGGCGUCGCUGCGACUUUUGUACAGAGCCAGAUACCUCGCAUUACUCGUAUGUGGUGAAGAUCAUCCCGAAGUAGCGUUACUCGACAGCAAUAUUUCACUUAUUCUGCACGCGGUCGGCGAGUACGAGUUGUCACUUCGCUUCUUGGAGCACGCACUCGUCUUGAAUUUACGCUAUCAUGGGCCACGAUCGUUAAAAGUCGCCGUCUCUUAUCACUUGGUCGCGCGAACUCAGUCGUGUAUGGGCGACUUCCGCGCGGCCUUGAACAACGAGAAAGAAACCUACGCCAUUUACAAGCAGCAGCUCGGCGAGGAGCACGAGAAGACAAAAGAGAGUAGCGACUGCUUGCGCCAUCUCACCCAGCAGGCGGUCGUGCUCCAGAAGAAGAUGAACGAGAUUUACACGGGCAAGACGGGCGUAAGCUUGCCACCCAUCCAGAUUCAACCACCCAGCAUGGGCAGCGUCCUGGACAUGCUCAAUGUCAUCAAUGGAAUUCUCUUUGUUCAGAUAAGCCAACAAGAUAUCGAGAAUUUUAAGGCGGAGAUGGCGAAACGCCAGCCUUCGGCAACGGUCACGACCUUCGACAUGAUUAACGCCGCACUCACGGCUAACGACGAGCCGAAGAAGGAGCUCGCCAGUAACGUGGUCGAGAGCUGAGCUUCAUGUUUCUGGACUCGUGCCAAUCGCUGCCACUUUUAUCACGAUUUUUUAACAAACGUACAUCCUAGUCUUUCUCAGUAGGGGGGAACUUGCGAUCGCGAGCUAGACGAUGAUUAUUACUAAUGCUAUUAUUACAGUUGCCGGUAAUUUUUUUUUUUUUUUUUUAUUACAACGAUACGUAGUUGUUGAAUUGCUUCUUUUUUUCAUAGAGAUGAAGCUUUCGUAACUGUGCGAGCUUUGAUUGGAUUUUUGAAAGGAGAAUGAGAGAGAUUGAAAUAAGUCAAUGACUGUUUGAUACCUAAUUUUUUUAAAUUUACUGAAUAAGGCUGCUUUUUUGUAUAGCUAUACUUAUACAGAAUCUGUGGAUAAAUACGUAUUUUGAUGCCCGACUUUUUCUUGUCUCAUGACAGGGUUGCUAUCAAUCCUGAUCACACUCACAACUGGUCAGAUUCUUGCGCAAAUAAUCAAAUAUAAUGGA